CUUUGACGACUAAUACCUCUCCUUCAUCGUAAUUGUCUUUCCAGACUUUCCGUCAGACUUGUCGUUUUUGAAUUUUGGGGUAGCCUUAAUCGAAGGGAGCUCCCAAACCGCUAACUAGUUGGAUUCUGCAGCAGCAUUCUAGAGAAGGAAUCGUGCCACGAGCCCGUGCGGCAGGAGAUCCUUAGCCUCUUGUAGUGUUUUACGUUUACUUACCGCUGUUAUUGUCGAGUGACGGACGCUAUAGCUGCCUGCUUUGCAGCUAGUACCUUGGGGUGCAAUCAUGACAGCUCCGGCCAUACCAGGUGGCCCGGGAAAUGAAGUGAUAUCCAGCGAUACCACUUACGGAAAACUGCUCGAGCAGCUCAUUGCUCAGGAAGUGGUGGAUCAGCAUAAAAAGGAUGCAGCCGUGAUUAUCGAUAUAUUGCGCACUCAAGGGCAACCCGAUGCACAGAUAUGGGCAACUCUAAUACAAGCCCGACGAGCGAAAUUAAAGAGGCCCUUUGCAUCACAGGAGCAUGAAGGGCAGCAAUUGCAGAAUGGCAUGUCUACGAAAGUUGCAGCGGUUGCACAGCGGUUUGCCGCCAGUAAUGUUAUGUCUGUGUCAGCCAAGCCAUCAGUGCCACUACCGAUCACUUCAGCGGCGCCUUUAGUGACUGCCCAAGUCAUUGUUGGCGCUGCAGAAGCCGCUCAACCGUCUGCUAUUGUCGUGGAUCGUCAUCCAUCACCAGCAGUUACCAAUCCUGUCAACGCACCAAAUGUUCGAAUAACAAAGUCUCCUCGUGCUCAUCCACCUCCGCCGCAACUCCCGAAGCCGCUUCCUGUCCGGCCUAUGGCAGUUCAACAGGUAGCCCAACCCCCAAGGCAGGUCACUUGUACGACCGUGGACGACAGAGUGAAUGGAUCAGAUCAGGAACAGCGGAAGACAGUACACGCGGCUGAGGUUGACUCCCCGUCGUCUACUAUUCCUCAAACAGGGAAAGUCGGUCAAUCAAGUGAAAUUCUGAUAGGCAUGUCAACAGCUACGGAAGUUUCACUGGGAUCUCAAACUAAGGGUAUUCCCAGCUACGAUAGCAUGGAUGAAGCAGCGUUGAUACGGCAGCUCCAAGCUAAACAAGAAGAUGUGACGAAGUAUGAGAAGUUAGCUACGAUUGCCAGAGCGGAGGCAAAGCGCUUGAAGAAAGCUCUGUUGAGAAAGCGGAAACGGGUAGAGUCUACAGACAGUGUUCUUCCUAAUGGAGAACAACCAACACUCCUUCCUGGCGUUGACGAUACCGUGCAGCAAACGCAGGUUGAUAAACUACCAAAAAAGAAGCGCAAGUUGCAGGAUAGUCUGACGGAGCCAACAAAAUCAAAUACAGCUGGUCAAGCUAGCAAGUCACUUGCAGGCGAGAGUGCGAUGGAAACGCCAAAGGAAUUGCCAAACAUUGUUGGAGAACGCCAGGCCGAGGCAAGACAGAUUCAGACUCAGAUUACUCCAAAGGCAAAGCCUUUGGCAAGUAAACCAUGGACUUUGCGCAUGACCGAGGACGAUGAUGAAGUAGGGUUCACGACGGCUGGUCCUGUCAAGAUUAAUGUCACAUCAACGCGUCAAGGAAAUGAUGCCCCGCAAAAUACCCAAAUGAUCGAAGUCCCCAGUUACGAUACCAAGGAACUCGUCACAGACAGGACGCAAAGCGAGAAGACAUCUAUCGCCGUGAAAAUGUCGGUAUCUAACAUACGCAUGCCAUCUGAGCAUGAUGCAGUUGAAGUCGCAUCUACCGCGAAGGGAGCGACUCUAUCCCCUCGUGAGCAGCGUGAGGCAGAAGUUAGAAAAGCAAUGGAGAGGGAUGAAUGGGCAAAGCGCCAGCGCGCAAGCGAAUCAAGCAAGCAAAGACCUCUUUCGCUUGAUUCCGACUACGGGCAAAUCAUUCAAGAGUAUCAGCAAAAGGCACAGUCCGUGUACAACGAGCGAAUGGCGCUAACGAAGAGAUCGAGUAUUGUGGAAGAGGUGACAUCUCAAGUGGAUGCAAUGAAAAAAGCAAAAAAAGGGAAGCAAGCACCUCCGAUCGUCGAGACACCAUUGGCAGCGAAUUCCUCGGAAAGAAGGGUUUCUCUGACCGAGGAAGAAGCCCGACGACUGCGCGAAGCCGCUCAGAAACGACUCCUCAUCAAGCAGCGUGAGGAAUUGGAGAUGAUGGCCCGCGAGGCCGCUCAGAAACGACGCGACGAGGCCGAGAAAAUGGCUCACGAAGAGGAGCAGCGACGGCGGGAAGCACAGCGCCGCGUGGAAGAGCUGCUGAAACGUGAGGAAGCGGAGAGGAAACGACGACAUGAAGAGGAACGGAAGCAUCGUGCAGAACGAGCAAGACUGCAGCGUGAAGAGCAAGAGCGGAAGAAACGGGAAGAGGAAGAGAGACGUCGUGAAGAGCAAGAGCACAAGAAACGGGAAGAAGAAGAAAAAAGACUCCGUGAGGAGCAAGCUCGGUUACAGCGUGAAGAGCAAGAGCGCAAGAAACGUGAGGAAGAGGAAAAGAGACGUCGUGAGGAACAAGCUCGAUUACAGCGUGAACAAGAGGAGCGAAAGCAAAGGGAGGAACUCCUUCGCAAACAGUUGCAAGAGCAAGAGCGCAAGAAACGGGAAGAAGAGGAAAAGAGACUCCGUGAGGAACAAGCGCGCAUGCAGCGUGAAGAGCAAGAGCGGAAGAAACGGGAAGAGGAAGAGAGACGUCGUGAAGAGCAAGAGCAUAAGAAACGGGAAGAAGAAGAAAAGAGACUUCGUGAGGAGCAAGCUCGGUUACAGCGUGAAGAGCAAGAGCGCAAGAAACGUGAGGAAGAGGAAAAGAGACGUCGUGAGGAGCAAGCUCGAUUACAGCGUGAACAAGAGGAGCGAAAGCAAAGGGAGGAACUCCUUCGCAAACAGUUGCAAGAGCAAGAGCGCAAGAAACGGGAAGAAGAGGAAAAGAGACUCCGUGAGGAACAAGCGCGCAUGCAGCGUGAAGAGCAAGAGCGGAAGAAACGGGAAGAGGAAGAAAAGAGACUUCGUGAGCAGCAAGCUCGGUUACAGCGUGAAGAGCAAGAGCGCAAGAAACGUGAAGAAGAGGAAAGGAGACGUCGCGAGGAACAAGCGCGCUUACAGCGUGAACAAGAGGAGCGAAAGCAACGGGAGGAACUUCUUCGCAAGCAAUUACAAGAGCAAGAGCGCAAACGACGCGAAGAGCAGCUGCGGAAGCGUCUCGACGAGGAAGAAAGUAAACGUAAAGAGAUAGAACAUACUCAACGGCAACAGGAUGAGGAAAUCCGACGCGCGGCAGAGCGGAGCUUGGCCGAAAAACAAAGACUCGCUCGAGACGCCCUUUUAGCAGAUACAUUUGUUCGUGGGGUAGUCUCAGAACACACUGGGAAAGCGGUCGAUGCGCAGAGUCAAUUACAUCAACAAGCUGAGAAACGGGCGGAGGAGCUGCGACAAAAGUUAAUGAGAGGAAAGCAGAUCAAGGACGUACAAGGACGCAAGGUCUCAGAGAGCGCGCCAGAGUCUCUCACAUCCAGCCCUGUGCAAUUGCCAGCUCAGCCCUCCACUUCAUCAUUCUCACAAACAAAAGAGACGACACCGGUCUCCACUAGUAGGGCUCCGAUACCCGGGUCAGGAUCCUCAUCAAAACUGCCCCUGGUAUCGCAUGUCCCCGUGACAACUGCCGUAGUGAGCGUUGUUCAUGACCUGUCUCCGAACCAACUUACGGCCUCUCCAAUUAUCUCGAAGGCGAAGCAACUAGAACUGGAAGAAGGAGAAAUCGAAGAGUUCUCUACACCAGUCAGCAGCAAGACCAAUAGUCCUGUGCCAGUUCAGCAGGUUGAAGUUUUGAAACGAACUAGCCAGCCGGCAAGCGUUAUUGGAUCAACUGCUGUACUUUCGGUUAGCUCCGGGCAGAAUGCAUUAUCCUCAACGCCUGCUGUGUGUGGUGCAAGGGUGAAAACUGAAAGUGCUAUCGCCAGUCCCGAAAUACCAUAUGAAGUGGAAACGCCAAGUUCAGCAAGAACAGGUCGUGAGCGUUCUAUGACCACGGAAAUCAAUCCGUUCGCCGUUGUGCGCUUCGCUAACGGACAACCAUCGGUGGGCCAACAAUUUUCGACUCAGAAUCCAUUCAUCCAGAAUUCGGCCAUGGGCCCAGGAUUCACAGGGGCCAAUUUGAUGGGUGGUUUUGGUGCUCCUGGAUUAGGUUUUCCCCUUGCUGACGGAGGAAUGUUUGCUACAGGGGCAUCCGCUAGCUUACCUCCGGAAAUCAGAGCUCAAAUUCUUGCGUCGCAUCAUCAAGCCCUGCAAACAUAUCAACAAGCCUUGACGCAAUUUACCGCUCACUUCUUGAAUCAAGCAGCCAUCUCUUUCCCUCAACCUCGACCGCAGGUACAAGGUAUGGUACCGCCUGCGGCACCAGUAUUCGGCCCCACCAUCCCGCCACAGCAAGGAACGCAGACCGGAUUUCAAGCAGAUACCACCCUUUCUGCACCAUUGUCAUCCACAGCCGCUAGGCAAGCUUUGCAACCAAGUGACCUUGGAAUGACAACAGGUGGGCGUCCCGGUGUUGUUCCAGCUAACCCUCCCCUAGCAUUCCCUGAACGUCUAAGGGCAAUGGGCGGAGCUCCAAACUUCAUUGGCUUUGGCGCCCCCCCAAUGAUGGGUGGAUUUACCUAUCCUCAAGGCGCAGUUUUGCCUCAGCAGCCUGGGAAUCCGACACCUUUUUCAAUGCCUACCAAUGGUCCACCGACGAUGAUGAACAUAAAUCCUCCUUCGGGUACAGCGCCGGGAGGGUAUACUCCAACUGUACCCUUUGUGGGCAGUUUAUCAGGCGCCGGCUCUAGCACCACGCCAACUCCUAUGCAACGAAUGGCUGGUGUUCCCGUUGGAGGAGCAACGAUGGAUGAGACUACUUUGAGGGGCAUUCAACAAAGGAUUGCUGAUAUGGCUAGACAACAAGGAUCACCACAAGGAAGCACGCAGGUGUCCCAUCCUGGAUUUCAAAGUUAGGCGGGCUCCAAAUUUCAUUUGAGUGAGGUGCGAGCAAAAUGCUUGAAGGUCAAUUCUUUUGAGAUUGAGUGGACUCUUAUGGGACAGUUGGGUUUCUGUAUAUUAUACUUUUAUUUUUUGCGUUCAUUGUCAUCUUUUGUGGUAGAAAAUAAAUGCGUUUUGCUUGUUA
Messenger RNA from Spizellomyces punctatus DAOM BR117, 5168 nucleotides. RefSeq lists its product as uncharacterized. NCBI's taxonomy places the organism in Eukaryota, Fungi, Chytridiomycota, Chytridiomycetes, Spizellomycetales, Spizellomycetaceae. The record is from RefSeq and is a predicted model, not a curated record. The transcript is spliced from 4 exons. Bases 281 to 4999 code for a protein of 1572 amino acids.